This is a messenger RNA of Carcharodon carcharias (great white shark), 3781 nucleotides long. Its product is annotated as gastrula zinc finger protein XlCGF26.1-like. The record is from RefSeq and is a predicted model, not a curated record. The transcript has 4 exons. Gene Ontology annotation, biological process: regulation of transcription by RNA polymerase II. Gene Ontology annotation, molecular function: RNA polymerase II cis-regulatory region sequence-specific DNA binding; DNA-binding transcription factor activity. The coding region runs from base 693 to 2411 and encodes 572 amino acids. Lineage: Eukaryota; Metazoa; Chordata; Chondrichthyes; Lamniformes; Lamnidae.
GCCAGGGUUUCCAGGCAAGCGGCUCCGGCCAGCGCGAGAAGCCCCGCUCGGCGAACUCUGCCCCUCCCCCCCCCCUCUCUCUCUCUCUCUCUCUCGGGCGGCUGGCUGUUCCAAAACAUAGAUCGAGAGCGACAGCUGGCGGCAGCCGCCACUGCGCCUGCUCCGGGGUCAUCUCGGGGUGGGGGGGGCGGGUGUCAGCAGCACUUUCUGCGCCUGCGCACUGGACUGCCAGCCUGGGGGGAGGGGAAGAGACUUGAUAAAAUGUCUUCCCUUCCCCAUUUUCCUCCAAGCCACACAGUUUGAUUUUAAACAGCCCAGCAUUUGCUUUUAGCUUCACACAGACACUAAAACUUCCUCCUCUGUCCAACAUCUGAUGUUAGAAGGGGAGGAUUUGCAGACAGAAAUUUCUAUCCAAACAUCACAUCAAGAUCUGGGAGAGUCACUCAAUUCGUCGGGACAUGAAUAUCAGUGGCCUUUGAAUCGAGAAGGAGAAAUGUUUAUCUCUCUGUCUGCUUCAAAAUAUUUUAAACAUCAGUGUGGCUGGAAAAGCACCGAGACACACACACACACACACACACACCUGAGUGAGUGUGUUCCAGGGAAUUGACUGUGGAAAGAGCUUUAACCAGUUACACAGCCUGACAAAACAUCAUUCAGAGCAGGGAGAAACUAUAUAUCUGUUAUGUGUGUGGAUGAGGCUUCAACUGAUUGUCAAACCUGGAGAGACACAAGGACCCUACGCCAUGGAGAAACGAUGGAAAUGUGGGGACUGCGGGAAGGGAUUUCGAUUCCCGUCUGAGCUGGAAACUCAUCAACGCGUUCACACUGGGGAGAGGCCAUUCACCUGCUCAAUGUGUGGGAAGGGAUUCAGUGGUUCAUGGCAGCUGCGUGCACACCAGCGAGUCCACACUUUGGAGAGGCCGUUUCCCUGCUCUGUGUGUGGAAAGGGAUUCAGUGAUUCAUCCAACCUGCUGAGACACCAGCGAGUUCACACCGGGGAGAGACCGUUCACCUGCUCUGAAUGUGGGAAGGGAUUCACUCAGUUAUCCACCCUGCAGACGCAUCUGCGAAUUCACACUGUGGAGAGGCCGUUCAGCUGCUCGGAGUGUGGGAAGGGUUUCACUCAGUCAUCCAACCUGCUGCUGCACCAGCGCGUUCACACUGGAGUGAGGCCUUUCACCUGCUCCAAGUGUGGGAAGGGAUUCACUCGAUUAUCCAGCCUGCAGAGACACCAGCGAGUUCACACUGGGGAGAGGCCUUUCACCUGUAUGAUGUGUGGGAAGCAAUUCACUCAGUCAUCCAUCCUGCUAAAACACCAUGUUACUCACACCAACGAGAGACCCUUUAAAUGCUCUGACUGUGAGAGUGGCUUCAAAAGUGCUGCGGAACUGAGGGUCCACCAGCGCAUCCACACUGAGGAGAGACCGUUCAGCUGCUCUCGUUGCGCAAAGAGCUUUAGAACGUCAUCCAGCCUUCGGACACACCAACGUAUUCACACCGGGGAGAGGCCGUUCACCUGCUCUGCGUGUGGGAAGGGAUUCAUUGAUUCAUCCACCCUGCUGACACACCAGCGAGUUCACACCGGGGAGAGGCCGUUCAUCUGCUCCGUGUGUGGAAAGGGAUUCACUAAUUCAUUCAACUUGUUGACGCACCAGCGAGUUCACACUGGAGAGAGGCCGUUCACCUGCUCCGUGUGUGGGAAGGGAUUCAUCAAUUCGUCGCACCUGCUGAGACACCAGCGAGUUCACAAGCCUGCAGCCUGCAUGGACAUUUUCAGGUCUCUGCAUCCUGGACAGGAAGAGGUGAUCACGGAUAUGCCGAUCACCAUGAACUGGUACCUCAUGGAGAAUUUGGAGGAGGGCAUAUCGUCCAACCUGGAGGAACACAAGCACGCCCGCACAAUGGAGAAACCCUGGAAAUGCGGGGACUGCGGGAAGGGCUUCAAAGUCCCAUCUGCGCUGGAGGUUCAUCGACGCAAUCACACCGGGGAGAGGCCGUUCACCUGCUUUGAGUGCGGGAAGGGAUUCACUCAGUCGUCCCACCUGCUGACACACCAGCGAGCUCACGCCGGGGAGAGGCCGUUCGCUUGCCCCGAGUGUGGGAAGGGAUUCACUGACACUUCAACUCUGCUGAUACACUGGCGGAGUCACACUGGGGAGAGGCCGUUCCCCUGCUCUGAGUGUGGGAAAGGAUUCGCUCAGUUAUCCCACUUGCGAACACACCAGCGCGUUCACACUGGAGAGAGGCCGUUCAUCUGCCCCGUGUGUGGGAAGGGAUUCGCCGAUUCAUCCAACCUGCUGAGACACCGGCGAGUUCACACAGGGGCGAGGCCGUUCACCUGCUCUGAAUGUGGGAAAGGUUUCAGUCAGUCGUCCAACCUACAGACACACCAACGAGUUCACACCGAUUAGAGACCUUUUAGACGCUCUCACUGUGGGUGUUCAUUGUACCAACUGAGUUUAGGCAUGUACAGAUGGAGGGCAUUGAUUGGAUGAUUACUUGAGUGCAUAAAGAGAUGCUUACUGACAUUAUGUGGAGCAGGGUUAGGAGGUAUAUGCCUGUAAGGUUUCACUCUGUGAAUAAAUCUAUACCAAGUAAAGAUUGGUUCCAGUUUCUCCCUUCACCAGAGGGCUGUCAGGAAUAUAACAGGCUAACACAGAACGCCUGCCGAAUGGUGAAGUGUGGAAAUGAGAGGAAAAUAAAAUUUCGGACAGAAGCUUGCAACCUGAGUAGCUUUUAUGAGAAAUGGCUGAAAGAAAUUGGGAUGUGUCAGGGUCUGAUUACUCGCCGAUGUUCUCAGAACCUGAGCCGCACGACCAGUGGAAGAACGAAGUGGAGAUGUGGACACGGGUCACGUGCCUACCCCAAGGAGGAAACAAGGUAUGGCCUUGGUGUUGUCACUUCCUCACCAGAGCAAAAUCAGAAGCAAAAUAUUUUGUGAGCUGGAUGCCUGUCAGUUGGAUACUGAUGAAGGUCUGGGUCUUCUGUUCGGGUUCGUCGAUGAGAUUUACAGGGAGGAUGAUCGAUUGGAUGCCCUUGAAGGUCGGAGUUUGAUAGAUUUUGAAAUGGUCGUUCCAUGGAAGAACAGGUUGCGGACUUUAACAGAUUGCACCAAAGAUUGAAGGAAUUCAAUUUACACACCCCUGGCUCGGCGUUAGCAUCUCAGAUCCCUGGAUGGUAUCAGGGGUCACACGUGUCUAGGCUUUUGGCUCUAACUGCUAUUCACUUCUUGGAGAUGUGAGACGUGCGCUGCCUUCAGUAAAGUUCCCGGGAAGCAGCCACUUCCGGCAGCCUCGGUGGGACGAAUGGGACAUUCCGCAGCAUCGCAAAGAACAGAGGAUCCUGUGAUUGCUGCGUCCCAAGAUGCUCCAGACACUGCGACGCAGGCACUAGUACAAUGCAGGGACGAGAAAUUCCCGGCGUUUGGCAGAACUCCGACUUUAGGAUGAUGGAAUCCCGCCCUUUUAAUUUACCCCCCCCCACAACCCCUGAACUUUGCCUCCUCGGAGGUGGGUUCGAAAUGUAAUCGCGGUUUUUAAACCGCGCGAUGUAUAGCCUGUUGUGUGUCAAAACGCGGUGCUGGGCCGCAAGCUGCCGGGUCAGGAGGGAGGGAAUCGAAUGUGGCAUGUGAAGGCGGGCGGGACAUCCCCGAGCCUGGCUGCGGACUGGGAGGAAAUCACGCGCGACGAUGUCGGGCCUGCAUCCCCACGUUAUCGCGCCAAUCCCGCGAUAUUUUGUUUGGCGGGUGCCUGCGGAUAUGUCAACAGCCUAUUGAGGCCGU